CGACCGGCGUUCGACCGAUAUCGACCGUCAUCCGACCGACCCCGACCGUCAUCAACCUCCACCGGGAGUGCAGCCGACCGACUCCGGGAGAGGCGGCGACGCCGCGCCAGCAUGAGGUCCUCGCCAUCGACGACCGCGGUCGUCCUGGCGGCCGCGAUCCUCCUGCUGACGGUGGGCCGCGCCACUCCGGACACCCGCCGCUCCGCGGCCGGACAGCCGCUGGACCGCAACGACACCCUGCGACCGCCGGCACCUCUCGGGCCGAACGUCUGCAGGACGAGGCACAAGAUUUACUGCUGUCCCGGGUGGGUCAGGAAACCCGAGACCGACCUCUGCAUCGUCCGAACGCAUCGCGAUAAACCGACCGGGCAACAGCGAGAAGAAGCGAGCGGAUGUCGAUUGCAGUGCAUCAAUGGCAACUGCGUAAGCGGAAGAUGUCAAUGCAGACCAGGGUAUCGGGGUAGCGUCUGCAACGAGCCGAUCUGCCGGGAACCGUGCCUGAAUCGAGGAAGAUGCAUCGGGCCGGAGCGGUGCGCCUGCGUCUACGGGUUCACGGGGCGCCGAUGCGAGGUCGACUACGCGACCGGGCCCUGUUACACCGAGGUGCGGAACGGCCAAUGUCUGCGGAGUCUGCAAGGAGUGACGUGUACGAGGCAGCUGUGCUGCGCGACCAUCGGCAAAGGAUGGGGCCACCCAUGCGAGAGGUGUCCCGGACGUCUGGAGUGUGGCACUGGGUUUUUGAAGACGCAGCAGGGAGAGUGCGUGGAUAUCGACGAGUGCGAAGCGAUUCCUGGUCUAUGCCUGGGCGGAAAGUGCGUAAACACGGUAGGCUCGUUUGCGUGCGAGUGCGCCCCGGGUCAGGAAAGGGCCGGCCCGGCGAGCGCGUGCACGGACGUCGACGAGUGCGCGAUUCCUGGGACCUGCGCCGACGGUCGAUGCGUGGACACCCCCGGAGGAUUCUACUGCCUCUGCGACCCCGGUUUCAUCCAGAGUCGAGACCGAAAAUCCUGUAUCGAUGGAAGGCAAGGAUUCUGCUACACCACUCUCGGCGGGAGGGACCGAUGUGCCGAUCCUCUGGCAGUGAGACUCAGCAAAAAGGACUGCUGCUGCGGGAAGGACAUGGGUCGAGGGUGGGGCGACGAGUGCUACGUGUGCCCCAACAGCGGAAGCGGGGAGCACAAGAAGCUCUGCUCCUCGACGGAGUCGCAAGAGCUGACCCUGGUGGACGAGUGUGCCCUUCGUCCCGACAUCUGCGGCGAGGGCGGUAAAUGUAUAGACACCAAACAAGGUUAUGAGUGCGAAUGUCGACCCGGGUUCACCCGAAGAGGAGGACGAUGCGAGGAUGUCGACGAGUGUCGUCUAGGAUACUGUCAAGGUGGUACCUGUCGAAAUUCGGAAGGCAGCUUCACCUGCCACUGCCCUCCCGGGUUCGUUGUCUCCGACGAGGGUCGUCGUUGCGAGGAUACCGACGAGUGUCGCGAGAGCGGCGCAUGCGCGAACGGGCGGUGCGUUAACGCCGGAGAUGGCUCGCCCACCUGUAGAUGCAACGAGGGGUACUCCUUGUCGCAGCUGUCGCGAACCUGCAUCGAUAUCGACGAGUGCGCCGAUAAUCCGAGAGUCUGCCUGAACGGUCGGUGCGAGAACACCCCCGGGUCGUACAGCUGCACCUGCCAGCCGGGCUUCGUCGCGUCCAGGGACAAGACGUUCUGCGUCGACCUGGACGAGUGUGCCACAGGUGAGAUGUGCGAGCACGGACGUUGCGUCAACACGGAGGGCUCCUUUAAGUGCGUCUGCGAUCCCGGAUUCCGUCUCGACGAGGAUCAUCAGCGGUGCGUCGAUAUCGACGAGUGCCAAAGUACGCCGUGUAGAAACGGAGAAUGCAUCAACACUCUCGGGAGCUUCGGGUGCGAGUGUCACUCGGGAUUUAAUUUAGACCCUGACGGCAGAUCCUGUUCCGACUCCAGGAGGGACUUGUGUUACACUCAGUACAGAGGCGGUCAGUGCGCCAAUCCAUCUUCCACGGCCGUGACGAGGUCCAGUUGUUGCUGCUGCACCGUCGUCCUCAACCAACCCAUGGGCUGGGGAACCAAUUGUCAACCGUGCCCCAUGCCAGGAACCUCUGAAUUCGACACUCUCUGUCCACAUGGUUCCGGAAUGACCUACAACGGCGACGAUAUCAACGAGUGCGCCCAGAAUCUCAACGUUUGCGUGAACGGCGGAUGCGAGAACCUGAUGGGCACGUAUCGAUGCAUCUGCGACUCCGGUUACGAGGUGGACGCGACAGGGAAGAUCUGCAGCGACAUUAACGAGUGCGAGCUGGAAGAGUCCCUGUGUAUAGGAGGUCAGUGUAAGAAUACACCCGGAAGCUUCCAGUGCAUCUGCCCAACGGGCACGAGACUGAACGAGGACAACCAAAUGUGCGAGGACAUCGACGAGUGCGUCGAGCUGGGUCCUGAGAUCUGCUUCAACGGAUACUGCGUCAACACUCGUGGCUCCUACGAGUGCGAGUGUUCACCUGGAUACGUCCUGGAUAACACGGGCCACGUCUGUACAGACAACAGGAAGGGCUCCUGUUGGACGAAGGCGGUGAACGGCAGGUGCGAGAAUAAUCUGCCGCGACUCGCGUCCAAGUCCGAGUGCUGCUGCUCCGUGGGACUAGCCUGGGGCAGCCCCUGCGAGAUCUGCGAGCCCGGGCUGUGCAAGUGUCCCCGAGGGUAUGCGCCGACCAGGGCGGACGGCGGGGAGAGCGGCGAGUCUUGCGCCGACGUCAACGAGUGCGAGCUCGACGACAAGAUCUGCAAAGGAGGCGGCACGUGCGUCAACACCGACGGGUCGUUUCGCUGCGAGUGUCCAACCGGACUGACUCUGGACAGCAGUCAGACGGCUUGCGUCGACGCAAGGUUAGAGACCUGCUACACCGAGUACCGGCACGGCAGGUGCACCCUGGCGCUCGCGGGUCGACAUUCCCGAGCCCUCUGUUGCUGUUCACUGGGUCGAGCUUGGGGUCGGGGCGGCGACGAGUGCGAGGCCUGUCCUCGACCAGGAAGUCGAGCCCACCGCGAGCUCUGCCCUAGGGGCGCCGGUUUCACCGGUCGCGGGGACGUGAACGAGUGCGUCGACUUUCCUGGGGUCUGCGCCAACGGGAAGUGCAGGAACACCCCGGGCAGCUUCUCCUGCCGCUGCAAGCCAGGGUACGCGCUCGACGAGGGCGGCAUCUCCUGCAUCGACAUCGACGAGUGCGAGAUCAUGCGAGGAGUAUGCGGCAAUGGAACUUGCCGCAACACUCCGGGUCGUUUCGAGUGCGACUGCGAACCAGGAUACCGCAGCGGCGGAGCCGUCGAGACCUGCACCGACGUAAACGAGUGCGAGGAGACGCCGGGUCUCUGCAGGGGAGGCACCUGCUCGAACGAAGAGGGCGGCUUCCGGUGCAUCUGCCCGGCAGGGCACGAGCUGGGCCCCGACGGUCGAUCCUGCAAGGACAUCGACGAGUGCUCCAGGACUAGCGGCAUCUGCUCGAACGGCGUCUGCGAGAACCUCAUGGGCACCUACCAGUGCAUCUGCGACGACGGGUACGAGCAGACCGGGCACAAGUCCCACUGCGAGGACAUCGACGAGUGCGCGGACGGCAACGGGGGCUGCGAGCACUCCUGCCUCAACACCGCCGGCAGCUUCUCCUGCAGGUGCAGCGCCGGAUUCGCACUGAAUGUCGAUGGACGAUCUUGCGCAGACGUAAACGAGUGCGCCGAAGACCCCAGGGUCUGCAACGGCGGAAAUUGUACCAAUACCCACGGGGGGUAUCUCUGUACAUGUACGGACGGGCUAUUGCCCGGGAAGGAGGGGACCUCGUGCAUCGACGUCGACGAGUGCGCUACGAGGCCGCUGGUCUGCGGCGGCCACGGGGAGUGUCGCAACACGGUGGGGUCGUUCACCUGCAGGUGCGAGGACGGCUACUCGGUGAAGCCUGGCCUGGGGCCCGAGUGCACCGACGACGACGAGUGCGCCUUGAACGCUUACUCCUGCGGCGAGUUCGCCGAGUGCAGGAACGUGGAGGGCUCCUAUGUGUGCAGCUGCAAGGAAGGCUUCGCUGGUGACGGCCUCGACUGUCGGGAUCUGAACGAGUGCCUGGCCGAUAACGGUGGAUGCGAUUCCAACGCCCAGUGCGUCAACACCGAAGGCUCUUUUGAGUGCGUCUGCGACGCCGGCUUCACGGGCGACGGCAUCUCCUGCAGGGACGUCGACGAGUGCGUCGAGGACCGCGCCCUCUGCGAGAACGGGCACUGCCUGAACUACCCGGGUUCCUUCCGCUGCGAGUGCGAGAUGGGCUUCGCCCACCCUGACGAGAGCGACGAGCGCGCCUGCGUCGACAUCGACGAGUGCGAGGCCUUCAGCAACCUCUGCGUCUUCGGCCGCUGCGAGAACGUCUUCGGCAUGUUCCGAUGCGUCUGCGACGACGGCUACAAGCUGGACGGCUCGGGCGGCAACUGCACGGACGUCGACGAGUGCGAGAGUCCGCACUCCUGCCUCUACGGCCGCUGCCGGAACACCCAGGGUGGAUACGAGUGCGAGUGCCCGCCCGACCACGAGCUCGUCGACGAGGGCAACGCCUGCGUGGACAGGAGGGAGUCGCUGUGCUUCGCCGGACCCGGAUCGAGGUGCGUCCUCGAGGUAGCCGCCUCGGUCACCAAGGCCACCUGCUGCUGCAGCAUCGGCACUGCCUGGGGCAACAGGUGCGAGGAAUGCCCUCGGCCUGGGACCCGAUCCUUCGAGGAGCUAUGUCCAGGUGGGCCGGGCUACCGACCGAAUCGCUUCACCGCCGUCCUCGAGGACAUCAACGAGUGCGAGGACCACGAGGACCUCUGUCGGAACGGACACUGCACAAACACCUUCGGCAGCUUCAUGUGCUCCUGCAACGAGGGCUUCCGCCUGGACGAGACCAGGACCCAGUGCAUCGAUAUCGACGAAUGCGCUCUCCACGAGCGCAUCUGCGGAGUCGGGCGUUGCGUGAACGACCAGGGAAGAUACCACUGCGAGUGCCCUGAGGGGUACAUGGCCAUGCCUGGUGAAAAGGAAUGCGUGGACACGAGAAAGGAGCAAUGCUACACGAGAUACCGACCCGAGGGGUGCGACCUCCCGAUGGUGCACCCGCAGACCAAGAUGCUGUGCUGCUGCUCCGUGGGCGUAGCCUGGGGCCAGCCUUGCGAGAAGUGCCCGGACGAGAGAUCUCGCGACCGGGAGAUCCUCUGCGGCAUGGUACCCGGGCAGAUAAUGAACCCGUUGACCAACCACACGGAGGAGAUCGACGAGUGCGCCCUGAUGCCGAACGCCUGCACCAACGGGCAGUGCGUCAACACGCCGGGUAGCUUUGAGUGCAGGUGCAACCGGGGAUACGUCUACGACGAGGCGGCGCACCAGUGCAACGACGACAACGAAUGCCUGCGAGAACCGGGGCCGUGCGUGGGCAACGCCAGGUGCGUCAACCGCCCUGGCUACUUCGAGUGCGCGUGUCCACCAGGUUACAAGCUAGGUCCAAGCCAACGAGACUGCGUCGACGUGGACGAGUGUUACGAGCGUCCCGGGCUCUGCCUCGAGGGGGUCUGCAACAACCUCCAGGGCAGCUUCCAGUGCGUCUGCCGUCCGGGCUUCGCGCUCGCUUGGAACCGCGACGGCUGCGUCGACGUCGACGAGUGUCAGCGCAACCCCAACGUCUGCAACAACGGGACCUGCGUCAACACCCUUGGGAGUUACAAGUGCCAGUGCUACGCCGGCUUCAAGCUGAGUCCUGCCAACGACUGCGCCGAUGUCGACGAGUGCAGGAUCAUGCCGUUCCUCUGCCGCAACGGCAGGUGUCGUAACACCGUCGGCUCCUUCUCCUGCGAGUGCGCCGAGGGCUACGUCCUGGCGCAGGAUGGACAACACUGCCGAGACGUGGACGAGUGUCGAGAGGUCGCUGGCUUGUGUCCGCUCCCAGGGAAGUGUCAGAACCUGAUGGGCUCGUUCGUCUGCAGCUGUCCCCCGGGAUACGAGCUGGACCACGCUAGAAAAAGAUGCAUCGACGUGGAUGAGUGCGCCGAGACCAAGGACAUCUGCGAGAACGGUCGGUGCAUCAACACGGAGGGUGGAGUGGUGUGCGAGUGCCCGGUCGGUUUUCGACCGAGCGAGGGUGCGGACGCGACGAAGUGCGUCGACGCCCGGGAGGAGACCUGUUACGAGGAGUACGCGCGAGGUAGGUGCUCCGCCGCCCGACCUGGACCCACUACGAGAAGACAAUGCUGCUGCACCAUGGCGGCAGCCUGGGGACACCUCUGCGAGGCCUGUCCACCGAGAAACAGCAGCGAAUUUUCGCGACUCUGCCCGGAGGGCGCUGGCCGAGACGACGCGGGGAUCGACCUGGACGAGUGCCUCCUGGUGCCGGGCGUCUGCGCCUCCGGCGAGUGCGUCAACACCGACGGCUCCUUCCGGUGCGAGUGUCCACCCGGGUACGUCCUGGACGAAUCUGGCCGGCGCUGCGUCGACGAGGACGAGUGUCGCACCGUGCCCACCCUAUGCGGCAACGGCACCUGCUCCAACCUCCAGGGCGGCUUUGAGUGCGACUGCGAGGACGGCUUCGCACCUGGGGCCAACCAGGUGUGCGAGGACGUCAACGAAUGCCUAGAGCCGGGGAACGAGUGCGCCUUCCGCUGCCGCAACGUGCCCGGCUCCUUCAGGUGCGUCUGCCCCUACGGGUACACCCUGGCCGCGGACGGCCGCCACUGUACGGAUGUGGACGAGUGCGCCACCCCGGCCAACCGAUGCAAAUUUCAUUGUAAGAACCUGAUCGGCUCCUUCGCGUGCAUCUGUCCUCCAGGGUAUCAUCAGAUCGGCACGGCCGAUCGCUGCGAGGACACCGACGAGUGCGCCGUGGAUUCUGGGUUGUGUCCUCAUGGACGGUGCAUUAACCUGGAGGGUACCUACGAGUGUCGCUGCUACGACGGAUUUGAGCCCACUCCUGAUCGCAAGUCCUGCGUUGACCGCAGAGUCGGCCACUGCUUCCAGCGGACGAUCGGCGGCAGGUGUCCCCCCAUGCUUCCGUCGCCGGAGACACAUCGCACCGCCGUGACCAAAGCGGAUUGCUGCUGCACCAUGGGAGCCGCAUGGGGACCGCACUGCGAGAUCUGCCCCACGAGGGACUCCGGGAACUACGCCGAACUGUGUCUGGACAAAGGAUUCUCCGUCGACGGACAAGAUAUCGAUGAAUGCCGGACGAUUCCCGACCUCUGCGGAAAUGGACUCUGCGUCAACACCCUGGGAUCGUACAGAUGCAUCUGUCACAGGGGCUACAGAGCCGACAAAUCCGGAACGAGCUGCGUCGACGUUAACGAGUGUCAGUCGAGCACGAAGCCAUGCAAGUUCAAUUGCCACAACACCGAGGGGAGUUUCAUCUGCUCGUGUCCAGUUGGGUACAUCUUGAACGCCGAUGGAGUGACCUGUCGCGAUUUGAACGAAUGUGCCAUCGGAAACCACCUCUGUCAGCAGGAGUGCAUAAACACGCAGGGGAGUUACUCUUGUGGGUGCAAAGAGGGGUAUGCACAAAAUGGAGACUCCUGUCGCGACAUAAAUGAGUGCGAGCAGGCUGGUAUAUGUCCAAAGCCUGGAGUGUGCAUUAAUACUCUUGGAAGUUUCAAAUGCAUCUGUCCGAGAGGUUAUAAACUGGAUCGGUCUAAGACGUACUGCGUAGACAAUGACGAAUGCGCCGAUGAUGCAAACUGCGAACACGACUGUCAGAAUCUGAUGGGAUCCUAUCGAUGUGGUUGUCCGGAAGGAUUUUCUCAACAUCCAUAUUACAAUCGAUGCAUCGAUGAAAACGAAUGUGAUUCUUCACCCUGUGGAAGUAGUAAUUGUAUCAAUACGAUUGGCAGUUACAAGUGCGGAUGUCCCGAUGGAUACCAAUUUGACAACAAUGUUCAAAUAUGUGUUCAGGUAAAUUUAGGCUGCGCAGGAAGUCCCUGUGCUUUUGGUUGCAUUUCCACGAAACAGGGAUUCGUGUGCGGUUGUCCCAGUGGGUACCAGCGAGUUGGACAGGGACAUUGCUUAUUGGGCGCGACUCCUUUGGUUCAAGAUGGUUACAGUGGAAUUGGUAACGUUGGGCCUAAUUCUGAUUCCUACCAUAUACCGCCAGCUGGUGGUAAAAUCAUUUCAACGGAAGGAUGCUUUUCGUGCAAGGUGGCUGGUAAAGACCGACAGAGACGAGAAAUAGAAAUUGGAUCAAUCGGAGUAAAUGACACGUUUGAUGUAAAAGAACCGCUUGUGCUUUUAAAAGAAGAGGAUCGGACUGUUCAACAAUUACGUACACAUGAUCCACAAAAAAAUAACUCUGGUGGUGAAAGCAUCUUAAAAAUUAAUCUUAACCAAACAAAGUAUAGAAGAUCUGUAAUAACACUACUAUCAGCAAUGAAGGACAAAGAAAUGGGAUAUAAUAUCACACGUGGUAACGAAAAGAAGCACUUCGACAUUGUACAGAAGCAAGAAUACUGGCACCUUCAUUUUAAGACUCGAUUAAAACGAGCUCAACAGUUUGACAUUGAGAUUCAUGGAAGACCUCUGAAUGUAGCUCAGUACGAUCAACUAGGAGAAAAUUUCUUAUAUCUUAGACUGCAUCUUAUAGUUACUGACUAAUUUUGCCAAAUCGCUUGUUCCCACGUGAA
Orussus abietinus is the source of this 8681-nucleotide messenger RNA. Its product is annotated as fibrillin-2. Lineage: Eukaryota; Metazoa; Arthropoda; Insecta; Hymenoptera; Orussidae. The coding region runs from base 112 to 8652 and encodes 2846 amino acids. The record is from RefSeq and is a predicted model, not a curated record. The transcript is spliced from 37 exons. Gene Ontology annotation, molecular function: calcium ion binding.